CUGCUGCAGCUCCGAGGCUCUUCUCUUCUAACCGGCUGCUCACCGGCGGUAAACAGUCCAGCCAACAUGGCGUCCUCCAUGAGGAAAGCAGCCCACGACAUAGAAACGCGAAAGCGGACCGAUGAUGUGCUUUUGUCGGAGGGGGUCGACUUCUGCUCCCUCCUGCUGUCUCAGCCCGUGUUGGACGGACUGUCCGCCGCAGGCUUUCAGAAACCCUCCCCGAUCCAGCUCAAGGCCAUCCCGCUGGGCCGCUGCGGACUCGAUUUGAUCGUACAGGCCAAGUCUGGCACGGGUAAGACGUGCGUGUUCUGCACCAUCGCCCUGGACUCUCUGGUCCUGGAGAAUCCGGCAACUCAGGUUCUUGUGUUGGCUCCUACGCGUGAGAUAGCAGUGCAGAUCCACUCAGUAGUGAUGGCCAUCGGCUGUGCCAUGGAGGGCCUGGAGUGCCACGUUUUUAUCGGGGGCAGGUCCGUGAGUCAGGACAAACCCCACCUGAAGAAAUGCCAUGUAGCUGUGGGCUCGCCUGGUCGUAUCAAGCAGCUUAUUGAGCUGGGCAUGUUGUCCACGGCCAGCAUCAGACUGUUUGUUCUGGAUGAGGCAGACAAGCUGCUGGAAGAAGGCAGCUUCCAGGAGCAGAUAAACUGGAUCUUCUCCUCUCUGCCUGUGAAUAAGCAGAUGCUCGCACUCUCUGCCACCUACCCAGAAUCCCUUGCGCAGCACCUUACCCGCUACAUGAGGGAGCCCACCUUUGUUAGACUCAAUCCCAGUGACAUGGGCCUCAAAGGUCUGAAGCAGUAUUACAAGCUGGUGCAGUCCCAUCCGUUACCUCACAAGGUUUUUGAGGAGAAGGUGCAGCACUUAUUGGAGCUGUUCAGUAAAAUCCCAUUCAACCAGGCCCUAGUGUUUUCCAACCUACACACAAGGGCUCAGCACCUGGCAGAUAUCCUGUCCUCCAAAGGCUUACCUGCUGUUUGUAUCUCAGGUGGUCUGAGUCAGGACCAGAGACUGGAGGCGAUGUCCAAACUGAAGCAGUACCAGUGCAGGGUGCUCAUCUCCACUGACCUGACUUCCAGAGGCAUAGAUGCAGACAAAGUCAACUUGGUGAUAAACCUGGAUGUACCGCAGGACUGGGAAACCUACAUGCACAGAAUCGGACGGGCCGGGCGCUUCGGCACUCAGGGGCUGGCUGUGACAUACUGUUGCCAUGGUGAGGAGGAAAACAAGAUGAUGGCCAUUGCUCAAAAGUGUGGCCUGAGUUUGUCCGCGUUGCCGUCCGCCAUAGAGCCUGGGCUGAUGGACGAGCCGUGCGACUGGGAUGUCUGCACUGAGGCUGCCACUCCGGUCUCCUUGUCCCAGUUCAUCUCCAGGACAGAGAAGAAGAGGCGUGCCAAGGCUGACAUGCCUGCUGCUGCUGCUGCUACCGCCUCCAUCACAGACCAAGCUGUAGAGCAUAAGGGACCAACAAAGCCAGAGAAGACCCAUCCAACACCCAAGAGAGGAGCACACAAUGACCAAGCUGCUAGAAAAGUCUCUCCUGUUAGUCCUACUCAGGAGGUCCAGAGCCGAAAACAGAUGCAAGACGCAUUACCGAAGAUCCCUCCUCUCAGCUCGUACAAGAGUUGCAGGUCGAGGUUUAUGACCUUUGAGGAAGCUGAGCGGGACUUCCAGAGCUUCAUUACCACGGGGUUGGGGAGAUCAGUGGAGGUCAUCAGGGAGUUCAGAGGUCGGGAGGAAGACUGCUCCAGUGACCAGAAUGGGCACAGAGUGUCUUUCACACUUAAUGAUGAAGGAGCUCAAAGUUUAACACAAAAUAGAGGACAAUGGAAAUCUAACUUUUCACCCACAAGGUCAGUUUCUGGUUCUUCGGGCUCCGAGUCAGACAUGGAGGAGAGCCAGCCAGAUAAUGAGACACUGGGAAGCUCAGAUCACACUAGAGGAGGUGAACACAGAGUGGUGACGCAACCUCAGACUGAUGCUAGAAAUACACUAACUGUAGCCAAACCAAAAUCAAGUCCCAAAGCUUAUACUUCUUCUGCACCCAAAGUACAUCACCAGGUGCCUGAGAACUACAAAUCUGUGCCAAGCAUCAGUUCAAAAAGAGUAACCAAUCAGGCUGCUUCGGCGCAGACUGGCAGACAUGAAUCAAGAAAGGCGAAAGGAGAGAUUGGGAAACGGAACAAAAAGCUCUCGGAGAAGAUGAACAGAGAGCAAAUGAGGGACAGGGACGAAGGUGAACAAGAUGGUGAUGAUGAUGAAGACGCCGGUGAUGAGUGGGGUGCUGAGACUUACUGGAGAGCCUGCUAUAGAGCCUGGAACGAUUACUACGCCUCCAUGGCUCCUUUUCAAGAGCAAGGCUACCAAAGCUACUACAGCGUAGCUCACAACUGGAUGGCGGCUUAUCGAAUGAACGCCGUCUACAUGGAAGAACUCCUUAAAAACUAAAGACUUGUCUUUACUGUUGAUCAGUUUUUGCACUUCUGGUCUAACACACUGCACUUAAAUGUCUUUGAGUGUGUAUAUUUCAACAAAUACCACAUACUUGUGUGUCACAAAUGACUUUUCUAAUAAAUCACCAGUGGGGAGCAUGUA
Molecule: messenger RNA, 2589 nt
Organism: Lates calcarifer (barramundi perch)
Lineage: Eukaryota; Metazoa; Chordata; Actinopteri; Centropomidae
Gene: ddx20
Product: DEAD (Asp-Glu-Ala-Asp) box polypeptide 20
Exons: 11
Coding region: 67-2442 (791 amino acids)
Biological process (GO): spliceosomal snRNP assembly
Cellular component (GO): SMN complex
Molecular function (GO): RNA helicase activity; RNA binding; ATP binding
Source: RefSeq, a predicted model, not a curated record